AUGGCCCAGAGGCCAAGCUUCGCGACUCCGCCCCCGUCCGUCCCGGACGUGGACGUCUCCUUCCCGCGCCCGCACGUCCUCCUCGUCACACUCAACCGGCCCCGCCAGCUCAACUCCAUCCCCGCCGAGCUCCACUACGCCCUCGCCCGCCUCUACGACUGGUACGACGCCGAGCCCUCCCUCCGCUGCGCCGUCCUCACCGGCACCGGUCGCGCCUUCUGCGCCGGCGCCGACCUGAAGGAGUGGAACGCCCGCAACGCCUCCGCCGGCACCGCCGCACCCCCGACCCCAUCCGCCGACCCGACGCCCGUCGCUGCCGUCGCCCCAUCGGGCGGCGAAAACCCCGGCGACGGGUGGCGUCCGCCCGCCGGCUUCGGGGGCCUGUCGAACCGCGACGGUAAGAAGCCCGUCAUCGCCGCCGUCAAUGGGCUCUGCCUCGGCGGCGGCAUGGAGAUGGCCAUCAACGCGGACCUGGUCUACGCAUCCACCGAGGCCCGGUUCGGCCUCCCCGAGGUGACCAUCGGCGUCAUCGCCGUCGCCGGCGCCCUGCCGCGGCUCAUCAAGUCCGUCGGCCGGCAGAGGGCCUCGGAGAUGGCCCUCAUCGGGCGCACCGACUACACCCCCGAGCAGCUGCUCACCUGGGGCCUGGUCAACGAGGUGGUGCCGCCCGGCUCGCUGAUGGAGACCGCCAUCGCCGCCGCCGAGGCGAUCGCGAGGAACUCCCCGGACGCCGUCAUCGUCUCACGGGAGGGGCUGAAGAGCGGGUGGGAGCCCGUGGGCCCCGUGGGGGCGACGGCGGCCGUCGAACAGGGCAUCUACCGCAGGAUGGAGGCCGGGGAGAACAUGACGGAGGGCGUCAAGAGUUUCGUCGAGAAGAGGAAGCCCGUGUACAAAGAUAGCAAGUUGUGA
This is a messenger RNA of Colletotrichum graminicola M1.001, 909 nucleotides long. Its product is annotated as enoyl-CoA hydratase/isomerase. The record is from RefSeq and is a predicted model, not a curated record. The transcript has a single exon. Gene Ontology annotation, cellular component: mitochondrion. Lineage: Eukaryota; Fungi; Ascomycota; Sordariomycetes; Glomerellales; Glomerellaceae. Gene Ontology annotation, biological process: fatty acid beta-oxidation. Gene Ontology annotation, molecular function: enoyl-CoA hydratase activity. The coding region runs from base 1 to 909 and encodes 302 amino acids.